AUGUUUGCCGUAAAGAACCUCUUGCAACGCUUGUUGAAACUCGUACUGAGCAUAUUCCUCAGCAGUAGCCUGCGCAGCUGGCUUGCUCGGCUGCUCUUGGGUUCAUGCUUCACGUGUAUCGCAUUGUCACUCUCCAUCUGGGGUAUUGUAGGCCCCGAAAAUCUGAUCCCGAUGGUGGUCCUCAAUGUCACCAUACUUUCCCAUCACUCGUAUGUCAUGACUAAACGUGAGGCAUUAAAGGAGAAGCCCCGGUUCGGAUCCUUAGUCGACUUUAUCCUCACCACGGCUGAAUGCACGUUUGUGCCUUACUUUGUGCAACCUUGGAGCUGGUACGGAAAGGAUCCUUAUGAGAUGCCUGCUGUUACCUUUCUCGUCACGUCCGCGAUCUACGUCCAGAUAGCAUGCCUCUGCCUGCUCUUGAUGGCCAUUGAUGAACCCUCGGGGGUGGUGACCAAACCAUUUGACUUUUAUGCCAUGACAAAGGGCGACAAACCACCGUCCUUACCCAUUCACCGCAUAGUUGCGGGGCCCGCCAUCAGCCAUGACCAGCAUAAGUUUGUCCCCCUCCUCAGACGCAGUUUCGUCACGGUCAUUGCGUUGGUCCUCCUCGCAUUCUCGUUCACCAACCUCGUAUUUGGACCUGUUCAAGAGGCGGCUAUGAGCCCUUAUAAAAUAUAUACCACACCUACCACACUAACGUUGAAUAAUCCGGCCGUUGUUGGUGAGAAUUGGAGAAUUGUUGCUUGUUCACAACUUGCCAUUGGCAGCUCGCUAGAAAUGUGGGACAACAAGACCGUUUCCAUCUGCGCCUUCAAAAACCUCGAGCCUGCUUUCCAGGCUAUGAAUUCGGAGGAUAACGUUAAAAUGGUUGUGUUCGACUGUCCCCUUGGAUGGCCUGACGUUUUGAUAACCGUCAACUUCACUACUCUCGGAAUCAACGGCACAUUUCCAUCGAAUUCUGCAUCUAGCGCCGUAUCGAUCGUGGUUGGCAUGUACAACGAUACCGGGGGCGUAAUCCGAAACACAUGGCCAAUCCCUCUUGUCCCUGAUGCGCAUCUUUUUGGAGGGGUUAUUGCAACUAUCCGAGAGCAGUUCAGGAGGCCGGGAUUGGCAUCUUUGGGUAUCUUCAGCUCUACAGAGGGGUUCUAUAUUGGUGCCGUCCCAUUCCUGUCGUCAGACCCUUCCUUGCAAGUUCCUCGACACAACAACACUGCCACGCUACGCUUGUACCUACAAGACGAUUACUCUGACUGGCAUGUCUCUGUCGAGUAUCGAGAGAAAUCUGUCUUGAGUGGACUAGCCGCAGUGGGAGGCUUCUGGACGGUGCUCAACGGUUUAUUUGCCACGAUAUUUGGGACGACGCUGUUGCCUGACGAGCCUGGCGAGCGUUAUCGAAACCUCUGUCAAUCUGACAAAGGGAUGUUGGAUUACAUCCAUGACCACUUCGUCGAUUUGAGCCCAUUCGAGGGUAAUCGACCUAUCCAUGAAAUUACCAACCCAGUCUAUGAUCACUGGCAUUGA
This is a messenger RNA of Laccaria bicolor S238N-H82, 1521 nucleotides long. RefSeq lists its product as uncharacterized. The coding region runs from base 1 to 1521 and encodes 506 amino acids. The transcript has 11 exons. Lineage: Eukaryota; Fungi; Basidiomycota; Agaricomycetes; Agaricales; Hydnangiaceae. The record is from RefSeq and is a predicted model, not a curated record.